This is a messenger RNA of Rhea pennata, 2908 nucleotides long. RefSeq names its product profilin 2 (gene PFN2). The transcript is spliced from 3 exons. Gene Ontology annotation, cellular component: cytoplasm. Lineage: Eukaryota; Metazoa; Chordata; Aves; Rheiformes; Rheidae. Gene Ontology annotation, biological process: actin cytoskeleton organization; positive regulation of actin filament bundle assembly; regulation of actin filament polymerization. The record is from RefSeq and is a predicted model, not a curated record. The coding region runs from base 181 to 603 and encodes 140 amino acids. Gene Ontology annotation, molecular function: actin binding.
UCGGCUCGGCAGCGCUGCGCUGCGCUGGGCUGGGCCGCGCCGCGCCGCUCGCUGCAGCGCUCGGGCUCCGCUCCGCUGUCGAGGGAGGGAGCGGGACAGGGACCGCCUCGCCCCGCCGCGCCGCGCUCGCCUCGCCCCGCCGCCGCCCGGCUCCGCGCCGCCGCCGCGCUCGCUCCGAAGAUGGCCGGCUGGCAGAGCUACGUGGACAACCUGAUGUGCGAUGGCUGCUGCCAGGAGGCCGCCAUUGUGGGCUACUGCGACGCCAAGUACGUCUGGGCGGCCACGGCCGGCGGCAUCUUCCAGAGCAUCACGCCAGUAGAAAUAGAUAUGAUUGUAGGAAAAGACCGAGAGGGGUUCUUCACCAAUGGUCUGACCCUUGGUGCAAAGAAGUGCUCUGUGAUCAGAGAUAGCCUGUACGUUGAUGGCGACUGCACAAUGGACAUCAGGACAAAGAGUCAAGGUGGUGAGCCAACGUACAACGUUGCUGUAGGCAGAGCUGGCCGAGCAUUGGUUAUAGUCAUGGGAAAGGAAGGUGUCCAUGGAGGGACACUCAACAAGAAAGCAUAUGAACUGGCUUUAUACCUGAGGAGGUCUGACGUCUAAGCAGCCUCUCCCCAUCCACCUAGCAACUGUCUUCAUCACCACCCAGUUGUGUUCAGUGCUACCAGACUGUAGAUGGUAGUUUGUGUUUUUUAUUUACCCAUUUUCUAAUGUCAUAAUUCCAGUUAUCCUUUGUUCAUUUGUAUGUUAACCACUGUAUGUAACCAAGUCCCAUAUCUGGCACCAUUUCUGCACCACAAAGAUGAUAUGCAUGAUACCUUGAAAAACUCUCGGGAGGGGAAUAUGCCAAGUCUAGGCUUUGCUUUGUCUUAGUAAUUAGUGUGAUACUGACAACUAAAACAACUUAAAUACUAAACAAGGUGCCGAUUGUACAUUCUAAUUUGAUCAAUGCCUCUUCAGCACUUUGAGCAAUUACACAGCUCACUUAGUCUUCCUUUCAUAGAGCAUGGUUGGGAGGAAAAAAGCGCAUGCAUAUCUUUACUUCUCUCCCUCUCUUUUUUUUAAUUCACGUUUUGUUUGCUUAACCUAUUUUUAUAGUGCCUGGUUUGUUUAACCAAUUUGCCACUCAAAAGCUAUUAAUGUUACACUAGUUUUGUUGUUGCACUUCACUGUAGGCUUAAGUCUUUUAUAUUUUUCUUCAUGGUGUCUGAUGCAUGUACUGCUUAGUAAGUGCAAUCACAAAACUAUCAAAGGGUGCAGAUGCACUUCCUCCCAUGACCUUACAACCACCAUCGCCAGGGACAUUCCAUGAUUGCAAUAGCUCAGGCACUUACUAUUAUUGGUUUUUUUUUUUGGCCAGCUCCUGUUCUGUAGUUGAAUUGUAAAAGGCUGCCAUUAUGGACAUUAGAUAUCCCAACAUAACCAUCUGGAGUGUGUCUGGUUUCAGUUUUUUCAUAGGACCAAUUUUAAUUUGCAGCUUGGGAUUCCCCCCCCCCCCCCCCUUUUUUUAAAUAUAAAACUGCAAUGUCAUCGUGGAAAACUGCCACCUUCAGCUGUUCUGGGAGCUCUGACUGAUUCCAGUCUUUCUGCCAGAUCACUUACUGGUUAAGAGUUCUGCUGCUCUGAAGCCACUAUUUGGAUGAAGGUUGGUAGUUUGUAAACUAAAGUGUCAAAAUGAUGCCAUUUCAAAUCUAAAAUUGUCAUUUGGCCUGUCAUACCCUUGCUGCAGAAAUCAUGAAGUGAACUGCCUUGUGCACUAGUCAUCUGUAACCAAACUCAAUUCAGGCACGGUACUAACUUGUAUGUCCAUUUAAAGAGAACUGCAGAAUUCUGUAUACAAAAGAAUAAAUGGGAGAUGGUGUUGGUUGGAAUAACUGACUUGGCUGUCUUGUGAUGAAUUUUUUUAAUAUGUAUUCUGUGCCAUACUAUUGUUAAAAAAAAAACUUGCUAUUGUGAGAUGGAUUUUAACUGACUACAAGGGUUUCUUUCGAAUGGCACUACUUUAGGGACAUUCUAGUAUUUGCUUCUAUUGUUGGGCCUUGUGGAUAAUGUACAGAUUUAAACAAAUCUUGUUGCUGAUUUGUCCAUUUCUUUCCCUGCACUUUGUUACAUCUGGGAUACAGUCUAACUCAUCUGAUUUAAUAUGCAUUUCAAAAAAUGCCAUAACUAUUAAAAACACCUUGUUUACAGACAGAUGAAAUAAAUUUAUUCCAACCAAACAAAAUUAGACUAUUGGUAAUUUUUUUUUCCACAGGCAUCUUCUGAGGCCCUUCUUCAUUGCAUGGCUGACUACCACAUCACUUAGAUCUAAGUGCAGUUGUAAGUUUUGUAAAACAGUAAUAGUAUGAUAAUAUAGCUUUAGUUAAAGGACAAAAUGCUAAGUCUAUAAAAGCCCAGCUCUGGUAAAUAAGGAGAUGAAUUCUUGUGACUAACUCUGUAUUUAGCAGACUACGUGGGGGACUCCUGCCUGUGUUAGAGGGAUUCCCCUGCCACGUGAAUACCUUAUUUACCAUCAGUGUUUCUUCCUCAGAACAGAGAGGGGAGAGACUUAAGCUCUCAGUUACCUUAAGGUCUACAGGGCUUUUAGAUAUCUUUGCUGGCCAAGUACUCUGAAAACACAGGCUAUGAGAAUGAGUGCAAUGUGCCUUUUAAAAAAUACAGGUGAGAUGUGAUAGUAAGCACGGGGAGUUCAGGGGUGGGGGAGGUAAGAAGAAAAGCCCAAACCACAGAGGUAAAUCUUCAGCUAAAGCUGUGUUUCUUUUCAGUCCUGACACUGUCAGUCAUAUGCUGCUUAGUCAGUAUCUUUAAAAUUACUCUGUUUUCCCUUAUAUAGUUGUAUCUUCAAUUGUUGCAACCACUCCUUUGCCUGUCACUAGAUCCCAUGUCUAAUUAAAACUUCUAAAUGUAA